CUGGCGCCGGCGGUGGUAAAAGAUUCCCAACUCGUCUGAGUCGAGCUUUUUUUCGUCAGCGAUAUUAAUAAAUGGUUUAUAAUGACGACCGCAGCGGCACAGAAGGCAACAGCUGGAGCACCUGUGUCCGGUAUCCUGAGUCCAGACCUUCGGAGCAGGACUCCAUCACCCUCCCAGAGCCCACGCGUGCCAAUAACCAAUUCGAGUUUAGGGAGCUCUUCUCGCAUCGAAGCACCCGAGGACUGUGACACAGGAGCGCUCCGCAACAGAGGGGAACCGAAAAGUGCUGGCACACGCUAUAUUACAGAAGCCCUGGUGAAGAAGUUAACACAACAGGAGAACCUGGCCUUUGUGCGGUCCCUAAACCUGUCGCUCUCAAAGAGCAGUGGCAAGAAGUUUAAGUUCAUUGAAAACCUGGACAAAUGUGAACGACUGCAGGUCCUCAACCUCAGUCACAAUCUCAUUGAGAAAAUUGAAAAACUUGAAAAACUGCAUAAACUGCAUGAACUCAACCUUUCCCACAACAGAAUAAGGAAAAUUGAAGGUUUGGAGCACAUGGGUAGCCUUCAGCUGCUUAACUUGGCCAACAACAACAUUGAACAUGUGCCUCCUUGGCUGUCGAGAAAACUUAGAUCACUUCAGUGUCUAAACCUGCAACAUAACAACAUCUUUUCGCUACAUGAAAUUGUCAAGCUGAAGUCACUGAAGAACCUGACUGAGCUGGUGCUAGCGGAGAACCCUGUGUCCAACCUGCCCCACUACAGGCUCUUCUUGGUCUUCCACUUGAGGGCUCUAGAGAAGCUAGAUGGGCUGCCAGUCAGCGUGCAGGAGCGAAACAUAGCCCAUCAGCGCUUCCAUAUGGAGGAGGUUGAGCAUCUCGAGCAAGAAUUGGAGAGUCAGCUGGCAGUGAUCGAGAAGCUCAGGGAGGAGCAGACGGCUACGUUACAGGAGCUGGAAAAGCAGGAGACCCUCAACCGGAAUCUGCAGCUCCAGAAUCGUGAGCAGCAGAGCUGCCAGGCUCAGCUAGAGAGGGAACUGGAGACCAAGAACGAGCUGCUGAAGAGGAAGACGAUGGAACUGACACGGGCCUGUCAGAAGCAAUACGAACUGGAGCAGGAGCUGGCCUUCCAUAAAAUAGAUGCCAAGUUUGAACCACUGCCUUACUAUCCCGAUCAGGAGCUGGGGGAGGUGGACUCACCUGGGGAGAGCCCCUACAUUGGCAAGGCACGCCACAAGAGGAACAAGUUUACUCCACAGCCAUUGGGGCCAGAAGGACCACAUCUGACCUCACUGGGUGACACGAGCAUAGAUGCCCCUGAGAUGCACACACCAGACCGUCAGAAUGUUUACCACGCCCAGGCACAAGCAGAGGACCGACUACGCCAAUUGCAUCAAGAGAUUGAAAGUGCUGAAAAGCAGAUCCUGAGGGCGAGCACAGAGCUCCACCAGCUGGAGGAGGCUGUCUCCCAGAAACGGAUCUUGGAGGCUGAAAAGGAGCAGCUAAGGCAGCAGCUGCGCAGGAAGAUGCAGCAGGUGGACCAGCUGAGUGGCGAGGCCCAGGGGCUGGAAGGGCAGCUUGAGAAACAAGUGGCCCAGAUGAGCCAAGCACAAGGGGAGAUGGAUCACCUGCAGAGCCUGCUGGGAACCCUGGAUCCUAGUGAUCCACAACAUGCCCAUGUCAAGGCCCAAGUGUCCAGUAAAAGCCAGCUACUGGACAUGUUAAGCAAGAGGCACCAUGAGCUGGAGGCCAGGCUGGACCACAUGCUCUCCCGCAUUGCCAAAGAAACCGAGGAAAUCAAGGACCUGGAGCAGCAGCUCACUGAUGGCCAGAUUGCAGCGAAUGAGGCUUUGAAGCGGGACCUGGAGGGCAUCAUCGCAGGACUUCAAGAGUACCUAGAGGGGGUUAAAGGUCAGGCAUUCCGUGCUGAGACAGAAUGCCGCCAACUUCAAAGGGAGAAGGAGGCCCUACAGCGCCACCUACAGGACAGCGAGGAGCAACGCAACCAGUUGGAAAUGAUUAUUAUGGAUGCAGAAGGUGACAAAGAGGAGAAGACACAGUUGCAGAGGGAGCUCCGUGACCUCCGGGUGGAGAAUGCAGAGCUGCGUCAGUCUCAGGGUCAGAUAAGUGCAUACAAGGCCAAGCUGGAGGCCCAGCUGCAGGAGCAUAACGCAGAGGUGGAGCGUCUGAAGGAGGAGCUGGGACGAAUGCGCAGGUUCAGUCAGAAUGAGCAGGGGGUGCUGCAAGCAGAGCUGGAGAAAGAGCGACAUGGAAGAGAGAACGCCUUGGCACAGGUGGAGCUGGCAGUGGAGAAGGACAAGGAGCGUCAGGAGCUGCAGGAUCAGCUCCGCAUGUUACGAGAGGAGAACGGCUCCCUUAGGAGGCAGAUUCACACUCUGCAGAGACAGCUAAAAGAGGCCAGAGCCACGUCGCUCUGCCCACAGGAAGUGACCCAUCAUCUGGAAGAACUCAUUAGGAGCAUUGCUUCAGGAGCAGGGGAGAUCAGGCUGAGCAGGGAGGAGGGUGCGCUGGGGCCCAGCCUGAGGCGACUGCAGGCAGAGCUGGGCUCCGUGGUCUCAGCUGCACUGGCGGACAGGGAGGAGGCUGCUUCUCUGAGGGAGCAGCUGCAACAGGCCCAGGAGGAGCACAAGGCAGCCAAGGCCAAGGUUGCUGAGAAACGUAAGAGUGAGAUGAAAAUACUCAGGGAGGAGCUGCAGGAGGCACAAGAGCUGCAGACCCUGGCGCAGCAGCGGGUGCAGGAAGCUGAGGAAGAGCGAGAUCGUUUGUAUGCUGAGCUGGAGGCUCGAGAUCGCAAGCAGGGGUCAGAGGACUGUCGCACGCAGCAGCAGCUCCAGUCCUUAGAUAAAGAACUGAGGGACCUGAAGAGGUCCGUGGCAGCUGCAGAUAAGGUUGCUGCCCUCCAGCUCAGUGAUGCCAAAGAUCAGCUGUACUCCAUGCAUGGUACUGUACGCAAGAUCAACAAGGAGAGAUCUGAGGAUGCAGAAGAGCUGGAAAAGUCCCGUAAACAGGCAGCAGCUGCAGCACAGGCACUGGCUGAAGCUGAGGCUGAGAUCCAGCACCUGCAGAGGCUCCUGAGGGACAGAGAGCUGCAGCAGGAACACCAGGCUGAUGGCAGUGACCAGCAACAGCAGGAGUUGGAGCGCCUGCAUCAGGCUUUGAGCCGACAGCAAGCGCAGACCAAGCGGCUAUGGGAGCAACUGACUCAGGCACAGCAAGAUAAGAUUGGGAACCUAGAUGAACUGAUCAGGGAAACUGAGGCUCUGAAAAACAGCCUUGCCCAGCAGACCAGCUUCAUGUCCACCCUGCAGGAGCCUCAUGGAGGCAGAGGCUGCUGGUACUAUGUACCAUCACCACCCAAUCCCCCUAGUGUUGGUUCACAUGGCACACAGGACUCGGGCCUCGGCCUGCAGUAUCCACCUUCACCAAACAGGGGACAGAGAGGGAGGACAGAACGCGGACAGCCUGCAGCACCCCCUGCUAGAGGCUACUGGCUCUACUGCCCACCCCACCAUGGACAUUCAGGGACUAGUAGAAGAGGUGAAAAGCAUGACAGUGAAGGGGAAAGUGAUGCUGGCAGCAGUGCUUCAGAACAUCACUUCAUACCUCCAUCAGGCUCUGCUAUUUACACUGUGCUGCCUGAUGGUUCCCCACUCCCCCCUGGGACAGCGGUCUAUGCGCCUCCAGCUGUAGGGCUAUCUGUCAGCCCUGGGACAGUCGUCUGUGGGCCACCACCAACUGGAGCCCCGCUGGUGUUUGGCCCUCCUCCUUCAAGCCUCAUGGUGCCCCUUGUCCAUACUGGUGUCCUGCUCUGCAACAUGCCAGGCCAUCAGCAGAUGGAGAAGGAGCUUCGCACACUGCAGGAGCAGGCAAGGGAGCUCAGAAGGAAGCAAAGAAGUGAGGAGCGUGUAGGUGCAAAUGUACAGAGGUUGAUAGAGCAGCGGACGGACUUGGAGCAAGAGGUGCAGGAACUGCGUCGAGCUGUGAGCCGCCUCAGCUUUCGCAGAGAAGCUCUCCAGGGUGACCUGACCUCUUUGGUUGGGGAGUUAGAGCUUGAAAAGUCACUGUGGCAGCAUGAAGAGGUUCUUGAAGAGGUACAAUGUGUGGAGAAGACACUGAUGCACCGCAGGGCAGAGCUGAGAGAAGCUGACCGAUUACUGAUGGAGGCCGAGAGUGAACUGAAAGACGCUCGGGAAAAGACCAGACAGACAUUGCAGCGCCACACUGAGGCCCAGAAACACCUGGAAGACACAGAACGGGAGCUGGAGGAGAUGGAAGCCCGUGCCCAGGACACCGCUACCCAGCUGGUACAGGCCAGUCAGACGCUCAGGGCUGUUCAAGGGGAGCUGCAGGUCUUGCAAAGACACAGGGAAGAGCAGGAACAGACCCUGCUGGAUAUGAAGGAUAUGGUCUCCUCACAAGACAUGAAGUUCCAGGACCUUUGCAGCCAGGUGAAUCAAGCCACUGAGAGACUGGAAGCCCUCAUGAACAGCAUCCAGGAGGCCCAACACAGAGAAGCAGUUUACCUGGGCACUCUCCAAGAACUGGAAAGCAUGUUAAGCCAGCGCAGGAGCAAACUUGAUGGGCUCAGUGUUGAGGUGGCACUUCAGCAACAGGAAGUGGAUUCUCUGGACAGGAAGCUGGGCCAGCUGCGAGAGGAUGAGCGCCUCCUGCAGGAUAGUGUGGAGCAGCAGAGGCAGAGUCUGGCAGAAGUGCUGCAACAAGGCGAGGAGGAAGCACAGGACCUGCGGAGCUGCAUCAAGGAGCUGCGAGUGGACCUCGAUGCCCUCAGUGCCCAGAAAUUGGAGCUGGGCUCCCAACUGGCAGAGAGAAGAGCUGAAGUGUCUCUCCUCAGUGAGGAGGCGCUGCGUGAGGAGCAGGCCCUGCACAGCACUCUGGCGCAGAUCGACAAGCACAAAACAGAGAUGAAGCACAUACAGGAGAUGAUCCAGCUAGAGAAUGACAAGCUGCAGAGCAUCAGGCAGCAGGAGGAGGAACAUCAGGACCAGCUGGAAAAGAGCCAGAAGUCCCUGGUGCAGGUGCAUGUGGAGCUGCAGGACCUGCAGCAAGCUGUGCAGCAGCGUGAAGCCCAGGAUGAGAGGCAAAGACAGUUGCUGGGGCAGGAGCAAAAACACCUGAAGGCCCUGAGCGAUGAGAUGCAGGGCCUUAAGCAGCAGACGCAGGCUCUGGAGAAACACAGGAAUGCACUCAAAGAGCAGUGCAGGAACCUGGAAGCCAGACGUGUCCAUGCGGAAAAGUGCCUGGCAGUGGCAGAGGAAGGAGCCCGUGUGGCAGAGGUGGAACUGACCAGGCUGGAAGGGGAGAUGGAGCGCAUUAAGCAAGAGCAGCGACUUGCUCAUAAAUUGAAACGGGAGAUGAACAGGGAUGCUGCAGCUGCUCAGCAACAGCUUGAAGAGAAAACACAGGAGCUGAACAGCCUGAAGAACCAGCUGGACGGCACUAAGAACGAACUGGAGCUACUGGAAGAGGACGUGAAAGCUGCCACCGAGAGAUGUGAGGAGCUGCGGCGGCAGAAGGAGGAGCUACAGGAAGCAGCAGACAGCUUUCAGGAGAGCAAGCGCAAGGCGGUCUUGCUGAGCCAGAAGCUUCAAGAGCUGGAGGACGAGCUGCUCAAACGUCAGGCCGGCGUGGAGCAGGAGGAUCAGCGUUUGCAGACACUAAAGCAGGAGGCAGUGGAGGUGGAAGAGCGGCAGCAGCAGAAACUGCUCAAGCUGCAGGCUCAGGUUCGGGCGCUGGAGGGCGCUUUGGCCGAGCGGCGUGAGAAGCUGGAAAGGGUGACAGGCAGUGUUGCGGAGCUGGAGGAGCAGAGCAGAAGACUGCGGAGAGACCAGGAGCAGUGGACCCAGCUCAAGAACCAUCUGGAGCAGACUGAGCGGGAGAGGCAGCUGCGGGUCCAGGCAGGGGAGUCCAGGGCCCUGAGGCAUGAGCUAGAAGAGUGUCGCAAAGAGCUGCAGCGCCUACAGGAGGAUCUGCUCACAGAGAGGAGGAGCCAGGCUGAGCUCAGAGCUCACAGCCAGGCAGCCGAGGCGCGAGCUAUGGAGGCGGAGCAGGAGCUGGCAAAGCUGCAGGGGAAUCUGGCCACAGCGGAGCAGGAAGCUCAGGAGAGCCACCAGCGAGUGAGGAGACUCCAGAAGGAGCUCAGCUCAAUGUCCCAGGAACAGCGGAGCCUCAAGGACAAGUUGCGCAGUCACCGGGAGGGCGAGAGCCGUCUCCGAGAGAUCAAGGACACCGUGCGAUCCCUCAAGACGGAGGUGAAGGCGGAGCUCAGCAAUGGAAUCAGGGAGCUGGAGAUGCCUUCAAGUGAUGCCUCGGACACAGAGAGCCACAAGGAGAACUACCCACAUUUCUCCACUUUAAGGAGAGCUGCCUUCAGUGCCAAGGACGAACAGUGGUGUGGGGAUGUGCUGAGGGAGAAACUCAGACAGCAGGAGGACCACCUAAAGGCGCAGCUGCGAAGGAGCAUGUGGUCUCAGGAGGCGGCAUUGAGCCAGCGCAGGCAGCAGACGGAAGGCACUCUCCAGGGUCUGCGCAGGCACGUGGACAGAUUGGAUGAACUGCUUCUCAACUCGUCCCCAGACAGCAUGUCUCUGAACCACAGUGAGCCUCCCCUCAAGCAUGGCCGUCCCAGCACUUCUCAGAACUGGAGUUUAGAGAGCAGCCCAGUUCGUUUGGACCCCGCUCUGCCGGAGAAGGGCCCGGCAGACAGAAGCUGGUGACCUCAACUUGUAGGACUGAAUUCAGAGCCCCUGUAUGUGCACUCCUUUCUACAGUGACACUCAGGUGAACUUUGUGUAGGGGGUUGUUGGAUUGGAAAUUAUGAAAAUACUUCAGUCAUCACAGAGAGCUUCUGUAAAAUCACUUUCUCCCCCUUGGGGGUAUCUUUCUGGUAGAUAUUUAUGAAUGUAAUAUCAUGCCAGAAGUUUUUUAAUUUCAUGACAGGACAGGGAGAGCUUAUGAUUUGACAUUUCAUAUAAAAAUGGCUUUUUUCUACUGUUGCUACCAUAAAUGUACAGCUUGAAGAACCAAAGCUUUAAUAAGCUAUGUGUAAAACUGCUAUAUAAAAAUGUUGUUGUAAACAUAGCCUUCAAUUUUUAUCUUUCUGCAAAUACCUUAAAUUAAAGAUGCAGAGAAUUCUACAUAUGUACUUUAUUUACAAAUAUUCAGAUCAAUAGUAUUGUGCCAUAAAAUGGAAAGUACAGCAAACCAUUCUCACAGAUAUAAAUAACAAGACCCAGUUGUAUGAAGUUAGGCUUUCAUACAGAAAAAAAUAAGGGAGAGCCAGGAAAAGAUUAACCAAGCAAAAGUUAAAGCCAAUUUAAUUUUGUUUUGGCCAGAGCUCAGUAUUUAUAAAUAUUAUACACCAGUGUCAGCAGAAGGUGGUCCCAUGAUGCAAGCCUAUUGUUUAUGUACAAAGUAAGACAAGAGAUUUAAUAUUCUCAAAUAAACCAUGAUUUAACAGCUGUUGACAAUAUGGGGGGGGGUUAAUAAAGUAUUUCACUAUUCACAAGUUAUUACCUCACUGAUAUUCCAGUUGUGCCCUUUUUGGUGGCGUGCUUUGUACCACGGCCUUGCUGAAGACUAUGCCAAUAUGUGAAACAGGGGAACUGUUCAAAUACAUUCUGUACGCAGUUCUACCUGCUGCAGAGUAUCCCUGAUCGGCCAUUUCCCUCUGAGGAACGGCACACAGCGGCCACACCUUGAGAGAGGACCACUGCAGCAGGAUUGAGAAUGUCCCACAUUGGAUUAAACAGUUUCCCCAUCACAAUACCUUAAAUGCUCUAACCAACAUACCGGUUAGAUUAGUUUUGUCAAUUUGCUCCCAAUGAGUUGUUAAUCCAGUCUUCAAACCCAUUUACCACUAAGAUUUUAUAUAAAAUAACUCACCCUGAAACCACAUAAACCAAACUGCAGUAAUUCUUGGAACCUUCAGAAGUUUUGCAGAGAUGUGUCUCCCAUGAGCUGUACCGGAAACGAGCGGUAGAUAAGAGGAGCCUGUAGCCGUGACUAACACAUGAAGUUGAAAACAAAGCAAUACUGAUCAACAGAAACUCAAAGUGCUUUUAAAAAGUGGCAUAUUAGUGUUCUAAAUUUAAGUGUAAUUCUGCAUCCGUAAAUGUAAAGCCACAGAUAUUUGUUAAUUGUCAAAAGUUGUCACUUUAAAACUCAUGCAUACAAAACAUUCAACUGUUAGUAUCAUUACUUCAUGUAGCGCAGUUUACCUUCUAUUACCUAGUUGGCACCUGGAGCGGACACAGCGCCCCCCCCACACUCAGUACCUUGGAAUUAAGACCGGACUGCAAGCGACUGCUGGCCCCAGAAAAGGAGCUGCCAUGAUGUGUGAAAUGAAAGGCUUUACUACUAUCGCACAAGUAGAAUGGACUCAGAUGACUGGGGCUGAGACAAGCACCCUUUGCAACCCCAGAGCUGGUCUAGUAGAGACCCUCUUCAGCUCCUUUGUUCCACCCUUUUUAAAUGUACCCAAGAGGGGUCCAGCAGUCACACUGCUCUGUCUCAAGAGUGCGUCCAUCUGCAUUCAUUCAUUCAUUCAUUCAUCUACACUACCAUUAAUUGCAUUUCAAAGCUUCCUAGUGAUCUCACUCCUUGGUCGCUGCCGUAACGGCCUGCUGAAGCAUUACCGCAAGUGUCUGAAAAACACACAAAAACCUACCCAGAGGCCAACAUGUUUUACAGUCCAUAGUCACUGACUAAAAGGUUAGCAAGUAAUACACAGCUGCAAAGUCUUUAGUAUUUCCAUCCUACUUGUACUGUUUAACUACAACAUAUUUCCUCAGCGAUUAGUUUGGCGGAGUAUAUUUUGUAUCCAGAAAAACAGUACGAGUCCAAUACAAAAAAGCCUGAGCAACAAUCGCUUCAGUGAUACCAGACUCUUUUCAGCAAGUCUGACUGCUGCUCCACCUUUCAACAGAUUCUACCACCAGUACAGAAACAAUGAGUAAAGUAAGAGUACAAAUUAAUAAUGAGGAAUGUGUCCAUUGCCUAUGGAGAACAAGCAGCAAAGAUAGAAGUGAUAAGGCAACAAAACUAUAUUUCAGGAAAGAAUAAGAACUGAUAUGAUCAGUGUUCUUGGUGAACUACUGCAUGAAGUGGAUCUGUGAGGGUUCACACACAUGGUCUGAAUGACAGAAGUACAGAAGUGGAAGAA
Molecule: messenger RNA, 9200 nt
Organism: Scleropages formosus (Asian bonytongue)
Lineage: Eukaryota; Metazoa; Chordata; Actinopteri; Osteoglossiformes; Osteoglossidae
Gene: cntrl
Product: centriolin
Exons: 44
Coding region: 82-6753 (2223 amino acids)
Molecular function (GO): protein binding
Source: RefSeq, a predicted model, not a curated record